This is a messenger RNA of Thamnophis sirtalis, 1629 nucleotides long. Lineage: Eukaryota; Metazoa; Chordata; Lepidosauria; Squamata; Natricidae. The record is from RefSeq and is a predicted model, not a curated record.
AUGAACAAACUGCGGCAGAGUCUCCGGCGCAAGAAACCGUCCUACGUGCCCGAGGCCAGCCGCCCCCACCAGUGGCAAGCCGAUGAAGAGGCGGUGCGCAAGGGCCGCUGCAGCUUCCCGGUGCGGUACCUGGGCUACGUGGAAGUGGAGGAGUCCCGGGGGAUGCAGGUGUGCGAAGAGGCGGUGAAGAAGCUGAAAGCGAGUGGCCGCAAAUCUGUGAAGUCCGUGCUGUGGGUUUCAGCCGAUGGGCUGCGCGUGGUGGACGACAAGACCAAGGACCUGAUCGUGGACCAGACCAUUGAGAAGGUUUCCUUCUGUGCUCCGGAUCGCAAUUUCGACAAGGCCUUUUCCUACAUUUGCCGGGAUGGCACUACCCGGCGCUGGAUCUGCCACGGCUUCCUGGCCCUGAAGGACUCGGGGGAGCGCCUGAGCCACGCCGUGGGCUGCGCCUUUGCCGCCUGCCUGGAGCGCAAGCAGAAGCGGGAGAAGGAGUGUGGGGUGACGGCCUCCUUCGAUGCCAGCCGCACCAGCUUUGCCCGGGAGGGCUCCUUCCGACUGCCCGGGCCCCCGGCCCCCACCUCCCGCCCCUCUGGAGCACGGUCCCCCCAGGAUAAGAAGAAAGUGGAGGCAGCUGUGGCCCCUUCGGCCCCCAUCGCAGCCCCUGCCCAACCCGGCAGCGCCUCUCCUCCCCAGGGGUCCACUUCCCCCGAGGAGAAGGUGGAGGCCGGGGGGGCUCAUGCCAUCCCGCGCCGCCAUGCCCCCCUGGAGCAGCUGGUGCGGCAAGGCUCCUUCCGAGGGUUCCCCACGCUGAGCCAGAACUCCCCCUUCAAGAGGCAGCUCUCCCUGCGCCUCAACGAGCUGCCCUCCACUCUGCAGCGCAAGGGCCACGCCGAGAGCAGCGCAGUUUCAGAGGGAGAGGCAGGCGCCAGCAGGGAUUCGGACAGUAUCUCAGCUCUCUGCACUCAGAUUGACACUUCGCUCGCCCAGCCAGCUGGAGAGCCCCCCGCAGCCCUCGUGCCCGCAGAAGGGGGACCCGCUUGCUCAUGGGACGACCCCCAGGCCAGCCCCCUGUUCCAGCCGGGGCACAAGAGGACCCCCUCGGAGGCAGAGCGCUGGCUGGAAGAGGUCGCCAAGGCUGCCAAGGCUCAGCAGCACCAGCAGGUUCCCCAGGCCGCCCCCCCACCUCUGCCCGCCUUUCCUCUGAGCUAUGAGGCAGCCCCCCUCCCCACAGGCAUCUUUGCAUCUCCCCACAUGCCCCCCACCUUUGUGCCUGUGGGCACUGCCUACGUGCCUGCACUGCCCUUCCCUGCCCUCCCCAGCGUGCCCGUGGUGGGCAUCACACCCUCCCAAAUGGUGACCAAUGCCUUCUGCUCCGCCACACAGGCUCCCCUUACAAAUUUGGGGGUCAAGGCCAGCCCCUUCCCGCAGGCCCUCCUGGACCCCCCUCGGCUCAGAGCCAACGGGACUGUCUGGCCCUCUGAGCAAAGCCCCCCAGGCAUUCCUGCCCCCCACCUCGAGCCCCCAGACCCCUUUGAAGCCCAGUGGGCUGCCCUCGAAUCCAAGGCCUCCACUGCUGCCUCCAACCCCUUCUCUGGUGACCGGCAGAAAACCUUUGAAAUAGAAUUGUGA